GAAUCCAUCAAUAAAUAAAAGAAAUUUCUUUCGCCUAAUUUUAUAAUUUUUACCUGUAUUUAUUUUUAUUCCUGAUUAGUGCACACAUAUUCCAUGUGUAUUUUUUUGUCGAAAAUUCUGCUAUAACUUUACUACGAGGACAUAUUUCCCGUACUAAAUCAUUCCCAUAUCAAAACAUUCUCAUGUACACAUUCGUAAUUAUCCUUCAACCAUUAUGUGUGUAUGGGCUGUCGUGCCAUUGAGGAAGGAUUAUGUGUGAUGAAUCUUAUAUAGAUAAUUGUUAUUUAAAGAAACGUUAUUUAUCGCAUACUGAACAAGAACCUUUUUUAUGUAGUGUGUGUGAUAAAACAUUCUCUUAUAAAAGUAAUUUAAACAGACACUCUCUUGUUCAUAGUGGAGAAAAACCUUAUUCAUGCAGUGUGUGUGAUAAAGCCUUCUACACGAAAAAUAGAUUAAAAGAACAUUGUAUUGUUCAUACAGGGGAGAAGCCAUAUUCAUGCAGUGUAUGUGAUAAAACAUACCCUACAAAAUAUAAAUUAAACCAACAUUGUAUUGUUCAUACUGGAAAGAAGCCAUAUUCAUGCAGUCAUGUGAUAAAGCAUUCUCACAAAAACGUAAUUUAAAACAACAUUCUCUUGUACAUAGUAAAAAAAAAUCUUAUUCAUGCAGUGUACGUAGUAAAGCAUUUAAGCAUAAACGAAGUUUAUAUGACCACUUUCUUGUUCACUGUGAAUAAAAAUUUCUUCAUGCAUUGUAUGUGAUGAAAUAUUCUCUCUGAAAUUAUAUUUAAUUCAACUCUUUCUUGUUCACAGUUAAGAAAAACCUUAUCCGUGUGGUGUGUGUGUUAAAACAUUAUCACUGAAAUUAUAUUUUAGUAGUAAUCAUAUUUUGUUUAUCUAUUGUGAUAAAUUAAAAAAACUUAUUCAUGCAGUGUAUGUGAUAAAAUAUUUUCACAUAAAUCUUAUUUAAAUUCGCACUCGCUUGUUCAAAGUGAAAGAAAACAUUAUUCAUGCAGUGUGUGUGCUAAAAUUUUCUCUUUAAAAAAUAUUUUAAAAGGGCAUUUUGUUGUUCAUAUUGGAGUAAACCCAUAUUCGAGCAAUAUGUGUGAUAAAGCAUUUAAACAGAAGCAUAAUGUAAUUGAACACUCUCUUCUUCAUUGUGAAGAAAAACCUUAUUCAUGUUGUAUAUGUGAAAAAACAUUCAAACAGAAACAAGAAUUAACUGAACACUUUCUUGUUCAUAGUAGGGGAAAACGUUUUUCAUGCAGUUUAUGCAAUAAAACAUUCUCACGAAAAUCUGUUUUGAAUAUACACUCUCUUAUCCAUAGUGAAGCUAAACCUUAUUCAUGCAAUGUAUGUGAUAAAACAUUUAGACACAAACAAAGUUUAAAGAAUCAUUCCCUUGUUCAUAAUAAGGAAACACCUUAUUUAUGUAGCAUAUGUGGUAAGAUAUUCUCACAUAAAUUUUCUUUGAACAGACACUCUCUUGUGCAUAGUGAAGAAAAACCUUAUCCGUGCAGUGUAUGUGAUAAAUCAUUCUCGCGGGAAUCUGAUUUAGUUCAACACUUUUUUGUCCACAGUGAAGACAAACCUUAUUCGUGCAAUGUAUGUGACAAGACAUUCUCACGGAAAGCAUAUUUAAAUACACACUCUCUUGUCCAUAAUGAAGAAAAGCCUUACUCAUGCAGUAUGUGUAAUAGAACAUUCUCCAUGAAGUAUACUCUAAAAGCACAUUAUGUUGUUCAUACUGGUGAGAAGCCAUAUUCAUGCAGUCUCUGUGAUAAAACAUUCUCACGAAAACGUGGUUUAACUGAACAUUCUCUUGUUCAUAGUGAAGAAAAACCUUAUUUGUGUGGUAUGUGUGAUAAAAGAUUCUCACGGAAAUCUGACUUAAAUAGACAUAACCUUGUUCACAGUGGUGAGAAAUCUAAUUCAUGUACUGUGUGUGAAAAAACAUUUGCCAGAAAAUCUGAUUUAAAUAGACAUUACCUUGUCCAUACCGGAGAGAAACCUUAUUCAUGCAGUAUGUGUGAUAAAGCAUUUUCACAGAAAACUUUACUAAAUGAACACUCCCGUGUUCAUACUUGAGAACAGAUUACUGUUCAUCAUAAAAUGUACAAAAUCAUCUGCCUUCAGAUUUCAUUUAAUAUAAAAACUAUUAUGUUCAUAC
Messenger RNA from Parasteatoda tepidariorum (common house spider), 2169 nucleotides. RefSeq lists its product as uncharacterized. Gene Ontology annotation, cellular component: nucleus. The record is from RefSeq and is a predicted model, not a curated record. Lineage: Eukaryota; Metazoa; Arthropoda; Arachnida; Araneae; Theridiidae. Gene Ontology annotation, biological process: regulation of gene expression.